AUGUUUAAAUCAAAAAUGAUAGAAAAUGAGAAAGUAUUGCAAUAUGCUUUGAACCACUAGCUGCCAAUCGUUUAAGUCCUUCUUAAUUCUUCAAUACCCAAAGAGCAGAGACUAUUGUGUACCGAAUGCUUGGAUAAUGCAGAUUUUGAAGGUAAAGUAAUUGGUUUCAAAAAAAUAAUUCAAAUGAUAGAAGAAUAAUAAAAUUAGAAAAUGAAUCUAAUGGAAAGCAUGAUAAUUUAGAAUAUUAAAUAGGUUGAAUCAUUUCAUAGUCUCAUCAGUCAAAUGAAAUCAAAUAUAAUCUUACAAUUAGAAUAAUUAAGUUCAAUUCUUAAAGAUUGGAUCACUAAUCUGUAGUCUAUAGGAUUGAAAUAUUCACAAUACAGUUUUCAUGAAGAAUUAGAGAUCUAAUCAAAAAAGUAAUAAUAUCAAAUUCAAUCCAACUUCAUUCAUCAAAGACAUUAGAACAGAAUACAGUAAUUAUUCUAAGGUUGCAUCUAAAUUGGAGUAAUUCAAUUAAUUUUAAGAAUAUAACAAAUGCAGACAAAUACUAUCAGAUCUUUAAAUAGAUAUAUAAAAAUAAGGAUAAGUUGA
Molecule: messenger RNA, 591 nt
Organism: Paramecium sonneborni
Lineage: Eukaryota; Ciliophora; Oligohymenophorea; Peniculida; Parameciidae
Source: the annotation of a GenBank genome assembly